Pestalotiopsis fici W106-1 is the source of this 618-nucleotide messenger RNA. RefSeq lists its product as uncharacterized. The record is from RefSeq and is a predicted model, not a curated record. Bases 1 to 618 code for a protein of 205 amino acids. The transcript is spliced from 3 exons. NCBI's taxonomy places the organism in Eukaryota, Fungi, Ascomycota, Sordariomycetes, Amphisphaeriales, Sporocadaceae.
AUGCGUUUCGCUGCUGCCGCCGUCGUCCUCGCUGGUGCCGUCUCGGCCCAGACUGUCUACAGCACUGACUACAUCACCAUCACCUCCUGCGCUCCUGAGGUUACCAACUGCCCGGCCCGCUCUACCCAGACCUUCAGCUCCACCUACGCUGUUGAGAGCUCCAGCACCGAGGCUGUCAAGACUACCGAGUCUACUCCCUCUGCUUCCCACGCCGUGAGCUCCCCUGGCUCUUCGGUCGGUGCCUCCGUCCCCGGCUACUCCGCCUCCGUUCCUGCCUACUCGGCUUCCACGGUCGCUGUCUCCUCCCCGGCUGUCUCCUCUCCGGUCUACCCUACCACCGUCAAGACCGCCGGCUCCACCAGCCCUGCCACUGGUAGCUCCUCGGUCCUGACCAUCUCGACCACCACCUGCGUGCCCACCGUCAUCUACAGCACCGUGACCGUCACCCCCACCACCGCUUCCUCCGUCAAGCCCUCUUCUGGCUCCUCCAUUCCCGGCUACAACGCCACCACCCCCGCUUCUCCUUCCUCCACCUACCCCGUGACCGCCGGUGCUGCCAGCUUCGGCAUGAGCGCUGGUGCCGUUGUGGCCGCCGCUGCCGCCGCUUUCUUCUUCUAA